AUGGCUGGGGCGAGUGGCGUGGCAGGGGCGGGUGGCGCGGGAGGGAAGGGAGGAGGAGGGACAACGAGUGCUGGCGGCUUCCUGGGUUUGGUGCUCAUGGGCGGGGCUGGGGGAGAGGAAGGGAUGGAAGGGAUGGAAGGGAUGGUAGGAAUGCAGGGAACGGAGGGGAUGGAGGGGAUGGAGGGGAUGGAAGGGGGUGAAGAUGGGGAUGAAGAUGGGGAUGAAGAGUGGCAGAGCGGGAACGCAGAGAGCCUCAGGGGAGUGCGGGGCAAGAGGGAAGGCGGAAGGGGGCAGUGGACUGCAAGCACGAGUGCUGCCCCUCUUGAAGGGACGCUGCCUGCACCUGCAUGCACUCAUCCCCAGGAAAUUGAGCCAUGGCGACUCUCUCCUGCAAGUAAUGGCUUCAACUGGGCCUGCAGGGAGGCGGCGGGAGCGCCUCAGGGCAUUGCGUCAGCAGGCAGCAGCAGCGGUGGCAGCAACGGCUGUGGUGGCAGCAGUGGUGCCCCCGCCACGAGCGCCAGAGCUUGCGGUGCGCGCAGCUGUGGGUCGGGGCAGGAGCCACGUGAGGGCAGCAGCAGCAGAGGGACGCGAGAGGGCAGCAGCGCCUGUGGUGGCCCUCGUGACAUGAGUACUGAGCUAGGAAGCGCCAGCGGACUGUGGUCCAACGACUGCAGCACCUGUGCCUCACAGCAAGGACUGGGGGAGGACAGCAAAGAGGCGAGCCGGUGGAGCGGCGGCGUGAGUGCUGCUUUUUGGGAGGCGCUGCUGUGUGAGAGGAGGGAUGCGAGGGGGGAUGCGAGCAGCAGGUGUGCUGGCAGUGACGUGGAUGAUCUGUGUCAUUGCUCUGGUGCAGUUGGAGAGGCAGCGGGUCUGGAGAGGAGGAGAGAGGGCCAAGGGAAGGAAGAGGAGCAGGGGUGUGAUGAGAUGGCGGAGCAGGCAGAGGGGGAAGACGCAGGGAAGCAAGGCAGUGAGGACGAGGGGGGACGAGAGGAAGGGGCCAGUGUAGAGGCGGUGGGAGUGGAGGGUGUGGGAGGGGAGGCGGUGUGGCAGCGGCUGAUGGCUCACCGGCCCACGCUACCAGCAAGGCAGGAGAGGGCAGCUUCCGGCUCUGCCUCGCAGUGUGUCGUGGGCGGAUGCACAGGGGAGGGCUCUCACAGAGGAGCUUCAGUUCUCCAGGCACGAUAG
Messenger RNA from Closterium sp. NIES-65, 1185 nucleotides. The record is from the annotation of a GenBank genome assembly. Lineage: Eukaryota; Viridiplantae; Streptophyta; Zygnematophyceae; Desmidiales; Closteriaceae.